UCCUGUUCAGUUGGUUUAUCUAUGCAUGUGUUCAUCACACAUGUCUGUUCCUUUCGCGUUAGAGGUGUCUGCUGUCAUAACAUGUUGUUCACCGGCUCGACAUUCUCGAUUCUCAAACGCGUAUCACUUUUUUCUGUCAAUUUGUGUAUGUACUAGUAUGUACCAGUUUUAGAAUUACAAAUAUUACAAUUUGAGUGAAUUUCAAGUAAUUGUAACUUACCGAAAUAAUAGAUAUUCAAUGCAGUGCUGAAAGUAUCUAAAUCACUUACAAUGGAUCCCAGAGGAACACACGGUUCGCAAGUUCAAAAUGAAACAUCCUCGGAUGAGUUUGUGCUGUAUGUCAGAUUGCCAAGCUUACAAGAGAUGGCGUACAGCCAAAUAGCCAUUUCAGUGUGGUAUAGAUACGGUUCAACUCCAUGUCAACAACGAGACUAUGGAUAUGAGUAUCCUCCGAUCUCGGUCGAUGAACUAGAACUAAUGGAUUGCCAUAAACUGAUAAAAACGUUGACGAUGCCUCGAUUUAUGGAAGAAACCUUGAAAAAAUAUCUAAAGAGGGUUCGCGAAGAAACAAUUAGUUGCACUCAAUACUUCGAAUACAAAUUACUUUCAUCAGACUUAUACGGGUAUGAAAUCGAGUCCGUUGAUUGGGAGUAUUUUGUGUGGUGUCCAGACGGUAGAAUCAAUUAUAAAAGCACCGCCAUCAAAAUGUUGCAUUCGGACGUGUUGACUGAGGUACAGAAGUUCGCCAUCAUGAGUGAUUUCUGCCUGGAAAAUGAGAUUGAAAUCUUCGAUCUGAAUCGCCUUCCUAUGGAAACCUUUAUCCCAAAAGUAAACGAAGACAGUGAUUAUUUAUUGUUUUACUGGAUCCGCUACCUGUGGAACGAAACGCACGGAAAGAUUCCAUUCUCAUUUCGUAAACCUUCUCAUUAUGAUAGAUUCAGUUUGACUUAUUUUAAGAGCCACGGGGCAGCGUUCGAUUAUUACUGGAAUCGUUUGAGUGCUGAAGAUCAAGUAUCCUUUAUCAGGGACAGAUUAUGUGCGAAUGACUAUUCUAAGGGCUGGCAUUAUAGUCUCUUUUGCAAGAUGUCGGAUGAUCAAUUAACAAAGUUACUGGUCUGUGAACCAGUUGCUAUGAUAUCAGUUUUUAUUAAAACAACAGAAACGCUUGAGUGGGCUAUUACGGCUUGGAAGCGGUGUAAAAAUUGGAUAUCUAAUGAGCAAUUUGUCGAGUUAUUGGAGAGCGUACUUCACAAAAGCGACAAAUAUCCUAUCCUUCACCAAGAGUACAAAAUGAGCGUUUUAUUGGAAAUUUGGAAUACGGCCAACGAUGACCAUAAAAAUUAUGCAGUGAGACAGGCACAAUUGGAAAAUGCUGUCGUUCAUCCCAUACUGUCAGGUGAUCCACAUCUCUGGAAAAAAAUAGCACCCAGUAGUUUCAAGUUUCUACUGGAAUUGUUAUCUUUGAAAAGCGCGGAUUUCAGAAAAAAUCUGAUUCUCAAAGGUGACCCCUCAUUUAUAUGUAAUUUUGAUUUCAAUUUCGUACAUGAAAUAUUUGAGUUAUGCUUGCCAAAUUUCCAAAGUAACGUGGAAUUCAAAAAUGAUUGGAGUAAGCACAUAAUUGAUCCUUAUUUAUGUGAAAUUUUAUACUCCGAAGAAGAUUACGAUGAAUUGAAUGGAAGAUUGUUGCGUUCCUUUCAAAAGUUGUAUAUUUCUUCAAAUGAUUUUAAAAAAUUCAUCGAAUCAUUGAUUAUAGCCAAUAAAAGAGGAUACAAAACUUAUUAUCCCUACACUGGCAUUGAUAAUUCUGAUUUGAUACGAUUGAGUGAAUUCAUCAACGACAUUCUCCUAGGAAAUGUGUCCACAGUGUUGAAAAUGAAACAAGCAUACCUUUCCUCAUUUUCUGCCCACAGAGAUCCGUGUGAACGCUACGUUAGUUUGAAUGAAUUGAGCAAACUAAUUGAGCAGGAGUUUGUACAUGAACAUUUGCAAGAGUUGAAACACAGAUUAGCUGAAAAACUUCAAGCAACCACUGUCGAACAGUGGGUUUCAUAUGUGUUGAAUUAUGAAAAAGUCUACUGUGUUUUUUCAUGGUGUUAUGAAAACGAAAAAGAAAUGUUUCUACAAGUUAAAUGUUGUAUACCAAUUACCAAUAUUGUUGGUAAGGUUCUUGAAGGAAUUGUUCGCCAAAACACAUCUUCAUAUUAUUAUUUUGCAAUUUCGACUUUCAGUAACUUGGAGAGAUUUCUGGAGUGGUACUUCUCAGGUGUGGCAAAAGAAGUGAUAUCUUUCAAAUCAAGUAUAAAGAAUGAUCCUGAGAAUGCUAAAAUUUUAGAAUACACGCGGGCAAACAAAAAUGGCAACUGGCUUCGUUCAGAAUUUUUAAAUUGGAAUUGGCCAGUCAAAUGAGCGCGAUGUUGAAAGAAGUAUCUACCUAUAGGGUAUUCCAUCUACCAUAUGAUAAACAUGUUCCAAAACCUUCAUUACUUUGUUAGGAGAUAGAUCGAUUAUGCAUUUUUUAAAUCUCACUAUAAUACUAGCUAGGAGUUUCGAUUUUUAAGACAUCUUUGUAUUUGUAAUUCAAAAUAAAAAUUGCAGUGUCCGUGUCAA
Planococcus citri (citrus mealybug) is the source of this 2607-nucleotide messenger RNA. RefSeq lists its product as uncharacterized. The record is from RefSeq and is a predicted model, not a curated record. The coding region runs from base 271 to 2406 and encodes 711 amino acids. NCBI's taxonomy places the organism in Eukaryota, Metazoa, Arthropoda, Insecta, Hemiptera, Pseudococcidae. The transcript is spliced from 2 exons.